GGGUGCAUCCGUAUAGGCUCCGGCGUGCGCUAGUGGUGGUGGUGGUAGUUGACCGACGGCGACGACGCGGAGCGGAUAUCAUACGCAAUACUAUAUUACUGAAUCGCGCGGCGUCGUUCGCAUCCCCGUCCCGCACCUCGCCACCCGGCGUGUCCGUGUCUGGCGCGCGCGGUCCGCGAGAAACCGUCGUUGUGCGACGGCAUUACACCGGCUUUACACCGUAUAUCGGAGACUCGUUCAUCAGUCCCAUUCAUUCAUUAUUCGUACGUCGCACCGUCAUACGACUGAGGCACGUUUUAUAGCGACGUCGGCCAUGGGAACGCCGGACACCGGUCCAACCGCCAAAUGUUGCUGCACGGCGUCCGCUUGUCGUCGUGCUGUUCGUCGGCGUCGAGGUGACUGCCCUGUGGCUGGGGAUAGAAGUGCAGGCCGCACAUUCGUUUGAGUACCACUGUCCGCACAUUAUCGUACGCGUACGUAUACGACACGCACUGUCGUUUGGCCGUCAAAUACGAAAGAUUGCAUUUCACGUCUCUUUGGUUCCGCGAUGCACGCCGUCACAUCACGUCCACUGUCGAGCGGACCGGUUGACGGCGGUCACUGUGUUUGAGUAUACGCGCGUUUGCACUACGACACGACCAUCGACUAUACAGCGGUGACGGCCGUCGAGCAGAUAGGACCGUCGUGUGUGAGCGGUUCGUAGUUCGAUGCAAGUACCUGUAUACCUGUAUAUACACUAGCUGUUCUAAGAUACAUUUGUGUAGCUUAAAAAUAAUAACCGGAGGCCGUGGAAACGCCAAAGUUGUCAAAAAUGAUGUUGAUCGCGAUGUCUUUGGAGCCCGCAAUGGUCGACGAAAGACCCGACAAGAACAAUCAAGCGGUCAAGAUAUCACGGAAGAGUCACGAUGACCAUCAAAGAAGAUAUGGCACCGGGUCACCUGUCGGCGAUGAUUGCAAUCGUAACGACUGCCAACGUCCCAGUGACAGCGACGAUCGGACGUCAGCCGUACUAGAAAUAAUAAGACCGCGGAUCAAGCGGAAUAACUUUGGCAGCGGCGACGUCCGAAAUUGGGAACGAUCGGAUUGGGCGACCUGUGACUACGGUGAAAAGCCAGGAAACUUUGACGGGACCGUCGAUUGGACGAAACCUCAAGCAGACGCAAACAUUGGCACGAUGGUCGAAGGCACCGCAGACGGUUACCAUCCGGUCCGGCGACGACUUUUCGCGGACUGCGAACGUAGCAAGACCGCGACGACUGUAGAAGCGGACGACGCGGAUGACGCAUCACCCGAAGACCGACGGCGACGGCGGCACGGCACACAGCAAUGGUUCAGCAAUUGUUGGCGACCGAAACCGUCAUCAGCGGUCCCCGACAUCCAUCGGAACCACCAUCGUCGGGUGCACCGGCACCGUCACCAUCACCAUCAUACGCACCGUUUGCACAUGUGGACGAGCAGUUGCUGCUGGUGGCUGUUGGUGUUCUAUGCGGUGGUCGUGGUCGUUGCGUCGUUUGCCCGAGCCGCGCAUUCCGCCAAAGACGGUAAAUAUGUUACAAUAUCAUAUUACAUCCGUACUAGGUAUUGGCGAUCAAAAUCUUAUCAGUAUUUGGGUCAGUGGAGGUUAGUCUGUAACGGGCUAGAUGGAAAAAUAACAUAUACAUCAUACCUAAGAUAAUAAAUAAUAUAAUACCCAUAUUAUACACAGAGUGCUCGUUACAGCUUAUCAAUUUGAUAAGCUUUUGAUCGCCACAUUGUUUAUGGAAGUAUAGAGGAUCAAUAGGUUGAUGUUAAACAUAUGGACGCGGGAUUUUCUAUCUACACUGUGCAUAGUACUUGAACCCACAUAACGGAGACAGAAACGACGUUUCUCUCUCACACAGAAGCUCCCAUAUCCAGGGUUUUAUCAUUCAUAUUAUCCAUCUUAGCUUCACAAUUUUGGAUCAAUAUCACAUCCAUAUGUUUAAUAUCUAUUGGUGGAUCAGACAUUCAGACCGGUACAAUACUGUAUACUCUUGGGCGGAAAUCGAGUACAAUAUUAUUGGCAGGAGUGGGAGGGCUAAUUUCUCACUCAAACUACUGCUAUUAAAAUGUCAUUACCUACACAUAUAGAAAAUGUUCCAAAAUGAUAUAGUUUUUUUUUGUUUAACAUAAAUAUUAAAAUCUCAAUAAUUCACAAAUUAUUUUGUAUCUGAAAUUUCAUUCAAUUUUAAAUUGAAUUAGCUUAGGUUUGAAAAUGUGAUGCAAUGUCCCUCUAAAGUCCAAAGUCGUUUUACAGAAGUUUAGAAAUACCAAAGAUACAUUUCCACAAUUAUUUGCUUAAUAAGAGUUCUUAAUUCAAUUUGUCCUCUUCUUAGCACAACAUUUUUUUUUUAGUAUACUUACAUUGAUUUAUUGUAUUCAAACUAACAACGCAGCAGAUGCAAUCUCUCCGGUUGGUAACAAUUAUUUUUUUUAUAUAAUGACUGUUGGUUGCCGUUAAAAAGUACAGGAAUAUAAAUAUAAAAUAUAAUAUAAAUAUAUUAAUAUUAAGUCCAGCAAUAUUUGUGAAGGAAAAUAAUAUUAAAAUGAUUAUACAACUGGUAAUAUUUCAUGAGUCUUACUUCAUAUUAUUACGUAUAUACAAUAUUGUGAUACUUUUUAGUGCACAAAAAUUGGUGCUCUAAUUAUAAUCAAUUCCCGGCCCAAAAUGUUUGAUCGUUCCAUCCAGGUUAGAAUCUAGAACACAUAUUGGUAAACAGGACUUAGGGGGUAUCGGAUAGUUAAUUGUUUUUUGAUUAAACUCAGACCUAAAACGAUAAUAAUCGAUUGUAUUUUUUUGCCGUUGUUAUUCUUGGAAUUUUAAUUUAUAGGUACCUAGUUCAAACAUAAAAUUAAUUUUGGAUGUAAAAAACUUCCCUACACAGUAUUUGGAGGGUAACCUUAAUCCCCGAUGGUAGAAUAUAAUAUAUGUUAUAUAAAUUUAAACAAUAUAACAUAAAUCCGUAUAACAUAUCGUUAUUGUUUUUAUGUGACGGCGUAUCACUAUAGUAAGUAUAAUACUAACCCCCACAAAACGGCUUUCUAUUUUCACGUGUCAUAAACAUUUGUUGAGCUAGGCUGAUACAAUAAAAAAAUAAGCCAAAAAUCUAUAAAAUUGAAAUGGUUAGGUGCGUUGAAAUUGCGCCGAGGUUUCUAUUAUAAAAGUUUAAAAUAUGUUAGGUAGUCAACAUUUUCUUUAAGGUUCUUGUACCUACCUACACUAAGUUUGAUAUUUUAAUAUUUUAAAAUCUAAUUGACCGUCUAAUUAAUAUUUUAUAAGUAAUAUUAAAUUAUUAAACAGUACAUAGGAAACGUUUAUUUUAUAAUUUUCCUAUGAUCUUAAUAUUUUACGCACUUCUGUUAGAUUAUUCAAUUAAUGUAAUACAUUAUAAAUGAUAAUAUUAAUAUUUCCCUUGUUGAGACAUCAAAGGAGGUAGAACGGUGGUUUAAACUUUAAUGAUUCCAUAUCUGACCACUGUAAUCGAUUACGUUCAGUCAUUGUGACAUUUUGUCAUCAUUACAGCCAUCAUAAAUAUAUUAUCAACAAUAGAACGCCUAUAUUCUAUGGACGAGAUAAUUUAUCAUUAUAGAAUUAACCGAUUGUUAAAUUAUAAAGUUAUAGGAGCAUUCAGACUAAAGUGAUUAACUACAUACAUGUACCAGACUCGUGCUAUACUGAGUAAUGCAACAUUGCCACGGAAAAAAAAAACAAUAAUCGAAUGCCAUACUUUCUAAACAAUAGUUUAUUUAAAUUUGUAUUGCGGCUAGUGACAAUAUAAUAAUUAUAUAAAGAACAAAAUAAUUUAGUUAAAAGCUUACCCCUAUUCUUAGCCAUCACUCUCAUCAGGUAUUUAAUUUAUCUCUGAAUGAAAGAUUUUCAUUCUUUUUUUUUUAGUUAAAAUGAAAAUCCUUUAUUUUCAAGAAGUAAAAAUAACUGAUGAUUGACAAAAGUGGUAAUACCAAUCAUCCACAUACAAAAUAUGAUUUAAAGAUAAGAUAACUGGAUAGAACAAACUUUGAUUUUAAUUAAAUCAUAAUUUGAUAUUUGGAACAUAGUAUUAUGUGACCAAACGUUAAUUUUAAAAUUAUCCAAGUUAAAGUUAAUUUAUUAAAUAAUAGUAUAAAUACAUUUAUAGUGUAAAAUUAGCAUAAAAAACCAGGAUGAAACUGAGAUUAAAUAAAGCGAGAAAGUUACGUAUUUUAGAAUUUCAAUAACAAAACUAUAAAUAAGUAGGUAUAUUACAGGACAGAAAUUAUAAAUGAAAAAUUGUUCAAAUUAUCCGAAAUCUUUAAUCAAUUUAGAAUAUGCGCUCGCUGCUUUCAAUGUUAUAACAAAGUAUGCUACAAUCUCAUUUUUGGGGAAGUUAAUUGCUUAAUGUAGCUCAUAUAUACCGAUGUAAAACUAAUUACUUCAUAUUCUACCUUUUAUGAAAAAGGUUAUUUGUUGAUUUAUACAUUCACUACAAUAUUAAAAAAAUAAAUCAUUGCGAAUAAAUGUAAUGAUGGUCAAUUGUAAUACAAAUACUUGAACUAUUCUUAUGGAUACUCCUAUAGGUCCGAUUUUUACUCAGAAUCGUUUUUUAAAUACAAUAAUAGUUCUGGCAUUUAAAUUUAAAAUAAAAUACUAAUGCAUUACGCCACUACCGUCUACCAUGUGUCAGAAUUAGCGAGUAGUGUACUAGUAUCUAAUAUAAGAACAUUGUCAAUCAUACUUUUAUUUAUUUUUACUUGAUCUGAAUUGAUCAUAUUUAAGGGUAAGAUUAUUAGAGAAAUGCCAUUCAAUAUUACGAAUCUUUUGAUAGAAAAUUGAUUCUGUUUAAGUUAAUUAAUUUUUGAUUUUCCAAUAGUUCUUGGAAUAUAUAUUAUCUUACAUUGCUAAUUUACUAAAGUAUAAAACUGUUACACGUUAUUCGAUAGGUAGAUCGAUAUUUUUGAUUCAUAUAAACAACGUAUAGGUACUAUCAUAGUCAUAAUACAUACAGAUUAUUUCAAACAUUUUUUUAUUUGUGUACCUAAUCAUUUGUUUUAUUGAAUUUCCAAAUUUUAAUUUUUGAGCCUUGACAUUUCAAUACAAGGUUUACUCUACCGUUUAUUAUUCCAACUGUAUAAAAUCACUUACUAUAAUUAUUUUCUAAAGAACUUUUAACAUUUAAAAAAAUAUGUAGUCGAAUCUAUAUUAAAUUAAACUUUAAUUUUCAGUCUACCUUUUUUUCAAUUAGAAUGAUUUAUAUUGAUUUCAAAUUUAUUAUAACAAUAAUACGACAGUUACAAUACUAUCGAGUACUAAUAUGUAAGGAGAGUGCCAACAAAUUUGGCUCUGUAGAUGACUAUUGACUGUACGUGACAUACGUGUCAACGAUCCUAUAAAAUAAAAUGGUUCAACCAAAACAGUAAUCCUGACUUCUGAAAAAUUUAUAUUUUUAAUAGUUUAAAUUUUACAAUAAGGAUCAUCAUUGGAUUAUAUUACCUUUGUUUUUAAAGUAUUUGAAAAAAUUCUAACAAAAGAUGUAUUUAUUUUGGAUAAUUGUUCUAGAAUCUAGAGACUAGGGGUCUAUAAUAAGGAGGUAGGUUUAUACCCAUUUAAACUUAGUAUAUAUUAUUACGAGAUUUCAUCGAUUCCAUCAAACCUUUUUUACGGGGGCAAAACAAACAUCAAUCCCGUCAAUGCAAGAUGUUUCUGCCACCCGCACUUAAGCAAUCAACUCAUCAAUUCCUCCAAUUUUAAGUUGUAAAUUCAAGUAACUUAAGGUUGAGCUACUGUUAAUCUAAAAAUUAUAACCAAGAAAGUAUGGGGAAAUAAAAACUUCUCGUACAAAAAUUACAAUU
Acyrthosiphon pisum (pea aphid) is the source of this 5844-nucleotide messenger RNA. RefSeq lists its product as uncharacterized. NCBI's taxonomy places the organism in Eukaryota, Metazoa, Arthropoda, Insecta, Hemiptera, Aphididae. The transcript is spliced from 2 exons. The coding region runs from base 812 to 1675 and encodes 287 amino acids. The record is from RefSeq and is a predicted model, not a curated record.